This is a messenger RNA of Staurois parvus, 260 nucleotides long. The record is from the annotation of a GenBank genome assembly. NCBI's taxonomy places the organism in Eukaryota, Metazoa, Chordata, Amphibia, Anura, Ranidae.
AAUCAGAGAAUGCUUUGUAUUCAUUUAGAAAAUAAAUGGCGCUGGUGGGAAGUGAUUGACCUCCUGUGUUUACAAAUGCAGCAUGGAAGUCAUUUGGCACAGGACCUGGAAGCGGAGAUCACUGGAGUACAGGGGUGGACUGACCAUUUGGAAACUCGGGCACUGCCCGAGGGCCCGGGAUGCCCCUGGUACCUUUUUCAUAGGCUUUUUUGAGUUUGGGCAAGGACACAGGGGCCCCAUGAUCCCCUGUUGCCCGGGGG